Molecule: messenger RNA, 1080 nt
Organism: Fusarium pseudograminearum CS3096
Lineage: Eukaryota; Fungi; Ascomycota; Sordariomycetes; Hypocreales; Nectriaceae
Exons: 2
Coding region: 1-1080 (359 amino acids)
Biological process (GO): pectin catabolic process
Cellular component (GO): extracellular region
Molecular function (GO): polygalacturonase activity
Source: RefSeq, a predicted model, not a curated record
AUGUUCUCUUCCAUGAUCCUUCUCAGCGGCCUUGUUGCCUCAGUCUUUGCCCACCCCACUGUUGAGCCCCGUGCCAGCUGCACCUUUACUGAUGCUGCUUCUGCUAUCAAGGGCAAGGGCAGCUGCUCUACCAUUAUCCUCAACAACAUUGCUGUCCCCGCCGGUACCACUCUCGAUCUUACCAAGCUCAAGGAUGGCACUCAUGUCAUCUUCCAAGGAAAGACCACCUUUGGCUAUGACACCUGGGAAGGUCCCCUGAUCGCCUUCACCGGAAACAACCUUCUCAUCGAGGGUGCUGCCGGCCACUCCAUUGACUGCGAGGGUCAACGCUGGUGGGAUACCAAGGGCAGCAACGGUGGCAAGACCAAGCCCAAGUUCUUCAGCGCACAUUCGCUCCAGAACUCCAACAUCAAGAACUUGAACGUUAUCAACACUCCCGUUCAGGCUUUCAGCAUCAACGGAGUCACCAACCUCGGUGUCUACAACGUCCACAUGGACAACUCUCUGGGAGACACCCAGGGUGGACACAACACUGACGCUUUCGACGUCGGCUCCUCCACCGGUGUUUACAUCUCCGGCGCCGUCGUCAAGAACCAGGACGACUGCCUCGCCAUCAACUCCGGCACCAACAUCACCUUCACUGGUGGUAGCUGCAGUGGUGGCCACGGUCUUUCCAUCGGAUCCGUUGGUGGCCGAUCCAACAACGACGUCAAGACCGUCCGCAUUCUCAACUCCUCCAUCUCCAACUCGGACAACGGUGUCCGCAUCAAGACCGUUUCUGGAGCUACCGGUUCCGUCUCCGACGUCAAGUACGAUUCCAUCACUCUUAGCAACAUUGCCAAGUACGGUAUUGUCAUUGAGCAGGAUUACGAGAACGGCUCUCCCACUGGUACACCUACUGCUGGUGUUCCCAUCACUGAUGUCACCAUCAACAAGGUUACUGGAUCAGUCAAGUCCAGCGGUACCGAUAUCUACAUUCUUUGCGCUAGCUGCAAGAACUGGACCUGGACUAACAACAAGGUCACUGGUGGUAAGACCUCUGACAAGUGCAAGGGUGUUCCUUCUGGAGCUUCUUGUUAA